AUGAAACGACGAAGGACCAUCCAACGAGAGGAUAGGUACAAAGGAUCCAUUCCAGUUGUUGCAACCAAGAAUGAAUCGCGACAACGGCACACCAAAGCCAACAAGUUGAAUACCUUACUCUGUCGCGCCAUGUCAAGUCCUACACUUCCAUCCGAAAUGACUUAUUCGCCAAGAAACCAAGCGAGUUUUGUGGUAGCCUUCCUCUCGACAAUACUGUAUUUGGUGUUGCUGAUUGCUGGCGCCAGAGAAGUUUGGACGUAUCCUGUCGUUAUCGGAGGAAUGAUCUGCUGGAUACUCUUGGAAGAUGAACCAAACAGCUUGACUACUAAAAGAAGGUCACCAGUCAUCAGUCGGUUGUAUCAGUGCCUGACGUGUAGCCAACGACAAUCCCGAGCCACGAUGUUUCACAAGGACAUCCAUCACCGACUAGUCAAAACGACGUGGAUAUUUAUUGUGGUUCCUUGUGUUACAUUUUUUGCCAUCCGUGCCAUCAAGCAUAUUGGCAGUGCCCACAAGAAGAAGGCCAAUGACUUCGGUUUUUUAGCAGUAGUGGCCAUGAGUUACUUUCUGAUACCAGUCUCAAGACAAUCCGUCAUUGUGGAAGCAUUGGGAAUUGGAAGUGCCCAUGCCACUCGAUUACACGUUUGGGCCGGAGUCCUUGCACUGUUUGGGGGCCUUACCCAUGGUCUGUAUUACUGUUGGCUGUGGUUCCUUCACGAAAACAAGAGUCUGGAGGAAAUUGUUCCUUUUCCCAGCGACACAUGCUGGACGUGGGACUAUGGUUCCUCUUGUCACAAGAAAUUCGUCAACUUGCUUGGCUUCCUAUGUGGAACUGCAUUCUUAAUACUGGGAGCCACCAGUCUUUGGGUUGUGCGCCGACGAUUUUUUCGGGUCUUCUACUUUUGCCACAUUGGAUCCUCCUUCAUUCUCAUGUUUGCGUUGGUUAUGCAUUACAACAAAAUGAUCUUGUACCUUGCACCAAGUUUGAUCUACUACUUGGCAUCGAAUGUGCCUCAAUGUGUGGAAUGGAUAUCAAAGUGGAUAAAUGGUGGUAACGCGAUUGCCAGCUUUAUCGAGAUCCCGGAUUCUGGUGGCUGUGUGGAGCUUUCGCUUCGAAUGCCGGAUCAAACAUCAUCCAGCUUGUGUGGAAGAUAUAUUCGUUUGGCAGUACCUUCCAUCUCAGCAAUAAGUCAUCCGUUUAGUUCCUUUGUACAUGUUGGCUAUCCGGGAGAAUUGAAGGUCAUAUUUCGUUCUCAUGGGCCUUUUACCAAAACGUUAUCAAAGAAGUUGUCUAAUGCUUCGAGCGUCGAUUCGAUAUCUUAUCCUAGCGUUGUAGUGAAUGGUGUGCGAUCAGGAACGAACCAAUGGAAACAUGCAAUACAGCAGGACACUCUCGUUAUUUUCGCGGGUGGCGUCGGGAUUGUGACCUACAUUUCAUUGCUCUCGUUCAUGGCGUCCUUGUCCAAAUCGCACGAUGAGCUGGAAAACGCGGAGGAAACAUGCAGAGCGAUUCACAAACGAAGGAAUGUGUGCGUGCACUGGGCUUGUCGUGACGAAGGUCUGAUCGAUUACGUUGAGGAAAAGUACAUUGAUCCAUUACAGGAGUUUUUCAGAGCUAGAACUUCGAACAUCGAAAUCAAGCUGGUAAUUCAUCACACAUCGAUCGCUCCACGAGAAGCAAUGGUUGGGCAAAAAGGCAAAUUUGGAGCUUCCGAAAGCGACUUCGCAAAAUCUCAAUUGCCUGUUGCAUCAUCCUUUGAAAGUGGUGAUAGUAUACCACGCAAUUUUACUGCUGGAAUCCCGUUUGGGCUGAUUGGAAUGGGAGGUAUUGCUAUCAUUGCCUACUGCUAUGAGAACAUCCAAGAGAAACACGUUGCGGAGACAAGGAUGAUAGCAAUUGUUGCAGCAAUUCUUUGGUCGAUUGCUGUGGCAACAGUUGUUUUUGUUGCCAAUAGGCUUUCGACCUGUGUCCCAUCGAAGGGCCUGUACUCAAAAUUGAAUAAAAACGCUGAAAUUGAAUGUACAGAGCUCGGGAAAUCGCAAUCAGACAAAAAUUCCCGACCUGAAAUUGCAGGUUUAGACAGAAGUGAUGAGCUGGCUGACAGUGAAGAAUCAGGCGAAAAAUCGUGGAUGACAGUGUUGCACAAGGAAGAACGUCCUGAUCUGAAGGUUGCUAUCCAGGAGGCUGCCGAAGAUUCAAUCGAUGGAAUUCAAAACCUAAGUGUCGGUGUAUUUGUAUGUGGCCCAACCUCAUUGAUCGAUGCGGUCAGAACAACUGCUAACUCAUUGAAUGAAGGAAGAAACAGUGACUCAAAGAUUGCGGUUGACGUCUAUGACGAGAUUUUUGAACUAUAA
Molecule: messenger RNA, 2355 nt
Organism: Cylindrotheca closterium
Lineage: Eukaryota; Bacillariophyta; Bacillariophyceae; Bacillariales; Bacillariaceae
Source: the annotation of a GenBank genome assembly